Messenger RNA from Molossus molossus (Pallas's mastiff bat), 4791 nucleotides. It is a transcript of the gene FAM168A, whose product is annotated as family with sequence similarity 168 member A. NCBI's taxonomy places the organism in Eukaryota, Metazoa, Chordata, Mammalia, Chiroptera, Molossidae. The record is from RefSeq and is a predicted model, not a curated record. Gene Ontology annotation, biological process: positive regulation of base-excision repair. Bases 246 to 992 code for a protein of 248 amino acids. The transcript is spliced from 10 exons.
CAGCGGAGCGUCCCCUCCCCCACCCGUCGGGCUUCUCGGCUGCUACUGCAGAGGAUUCAGAGCGGAGUCGCUGAGGAGGAGGAGGCUCCUGGUCCCUGCGCGCCAUCCGCCACCUUACUGGACACAGGCGAGGGAGCGAGAGCGUCGCCUCUGUAGCCUCCAGAGAAGACAAGGGCAUCGCCGCUUCAGCCACCGCCGCCGCCGUUUUCGCCUGCAGCGGCUCGCCGGAUCCUCAGUCUUCCACAAUGAACCCUGUUUAUAGCCCCGUGCAGCCUGGGGCUCCUUAUGGCAACCCUAAGAACAUGGCUUACACAGGUUAUCCCACAGCCUACCCGGCCGCAGCCCCUGCCUACAAUCCUAGCCUGUAUCCCACCAAUAGCCCCAGUUAUGCUCCAGAGUUUCAGUUCCUGCAUUCAGCUUAUGGAUACCAUGAAGCAACUCUGCUGAUGAAACAGGCCUGGCCACAGAACUCGUCUUCCUGUGGCACUGAAGGCACCUUCCACCUCCCAGUGGACACCGGGACCGAGAACCGAACUUACCAAGCAUCCUCUGCGGCUUUCAGAUAUACUGCGGGGACACCAUACAAGGUCCCACCAACCCAGAGUAAUACUGCUCCACCCCCCUACUCCCCAUCACCUAACCCCUAUCAGACGGCCAUGUAUCCAAUCAGAAGUGCCUACCCUCAGCAGAAUCUAUAUGCCCAGGGAGCCUACUAUACACAGCCGGUGUAUGCUGCCCAGCCCCAUGUCAUCCACCACACCACGGUCGUCCAGCCCAACAGCAUUCCCUCCGCCAUCUACCCGGCACCUGUAGCUGCUCCCAGGACCAACGGCGUGGCCAUGGGUAUGGUGGCCGGCACUACCAUGGCAAUGUCAGCAGGUACCCUGCUGACUGCACCCCAGCACACCGCGAUUGGGGCACACCCUGUCUCCAUGCCAACAUACAGGGCCCAAGGGACCCCCGCGUACAGCUAUGUGCCGCCGCACUGGUAAAGCCUGCAGCCCAUCCAAAUCUGGAGUCACACAUUGUAUGCAACUACUCAAGUCUUACACAGGUGCUGGAGCAGUUCCCUAGUAGCACCACCUCUAUUUGCAAGAAGAGACAACGGAAGUGCAAGGGUCACUUUAUGCAUCUUUAGCGGUUUUGAUUUUUAUUUUUGGUUUAUGUAAAAGCUGCUUUUUCUAACCUCCUGCCUCUCCCCACUAUCCUCCUCUUAGCUACUGCCCUUCCAGCUCUACCCACUCUCCUACUUGACCAGGCACUUCCUCUCUGCUCUUCUUUCCUUCCCCAAGCAUCCAUUUCCCGGGGAUCCCAGUCUAGUGGCAGGUAGAGAGUGGGGUUUAUUGCAGUGGUUCAGCUGAAGGCAUGAUUUCUUUUGAAGAGUGUAACAGAUGUAGCCCUUGGGUCCAGGGUGGGAACUCAGAGCUGUUGAGAAGGCUACAUCUUUGGGGGAUUGUUUCCUUUUUUAUUUUUCUCAAGCAAGAUUAGGUUAAGACAUUACCGUAUCCUGACACAAAUGAAAUGUCUUCUGAGAACCAUCGCAACAGACCAAGAACAAAAUCCCUUGAUUAGGUAGGAGUGUUCAUAGCAGCUUAAUACCCCAGGUGAGAUCCUGGGAAAACCAGAUUCUUUCUUUGGGAGAACUUGGGGGUCAGGGGAGCACUGUGGGAGGGGAGACGGAGAUGUGCUUGCCUGUUGGCUUUGGUUUGUAAGGUCUCUGGCCAGAUGACCUGGACCCUCUGAUUUGCACAGUAAUGUGAACUGGCCUGGCACUUCCUCUGAAGGUGACUUUGACUUCAGACCUGCCAAGCAGCUGCAGGGUGGUAGGAUCCCAGCCUCCCAAAGCCUUGGAAGGCCAUGUGCCCUGUGUAAUCAAGACCUUGGCCUCUGAGCCCUCAUGGACCCACUCUGAUGAGGAGCCACCCCCUGAUUAGAGUGGGAACCUAUGGCAUUUCUCUCCUUUCCUUCUGCCCUUCCCAGUGCCAGGGCUCACCCAUCUGUCCAUGGGGCUGGCAGGCAGGCCAGGCUUUUGGUUACCUUUUGCCACUUAUGGCCAAAGUGAAGGAGCCACAUUCCAGAUGGGUGCUGGCAGCUCUGAAGGUCAAAAUAGUGAAGGAAAAGCAAUAGCAAUAAACAUUUCAUAGACUCAUGGACCUGAAGGGACCUUAGCAAUCAUCUCAUCCAUUCCCCUAUUUGACAGAUGAGGGAGCUGAGGCCUGGAGAAGAAGAAAGGACUUCCCUAGAUCUUGCAGUAAAUUAGCAUUAAAUGCAGCCUUCCUACCUAGGGGCAUGUUGCCCACAAAAAUUUACCUAGGGAUGGAUUGGCUUGGUUUUGUAAAAAUUAAGUCAGCAGUGCCCACAUCUGGUGAGCUCUGGAACAGUGUCUGGGUUUUUGUUUCUGUUCUUUUCCUCCAUGGACUCCAAAGGUAGGGGAAAGACUGGGCAGAGGUUACAUGGGGGCAGAUGGCAGGAACAGAAAUUACAAAUGAAGAAAUAGCAUUUGGAAAUUCUGUGAAGACAUCUGGAACUUUUGGCCUAUACCUGACUCCACCCCUAGGAGAACGAGCAGGUGGGCUGUCUGAAAAGGAGAGUCCGUGCUUUUAGGAUAGUAGUCCCUUCUCCUAAGAGGAAAGAGGAGGUUGAGGAUGAGGCCCAGGAGACAUGGGAUCUCCUGGGGCAAGAGGGGGUCUCCCUGGGUCAGGAGGCCCCACUAGUGUCAGCCAGGAGCGUGGUUGUCCAGCACUGCCCCCCUGCACCUAGCAUUUGGUUGGGUCAGCAGCCCCUGGUGGGGGCAGGGACAUUUUACUGUACAAAGUGGGAUUCUUGAUAACAUUUGGGUUUUUUAAAUAACUUUUUCAAUUUAAAUUCAUGUAAACUUGGACAUAUCCCUACCCCUACCUCCCAUGAUUCCCUAAAGGAGGAAAAAACCAGGAACCCUUGGGCCAGAAGGACCUCAGAGGCUGUCUGGCCAUUCCUUGGAGGGCAGAGCCCAUCAGCAUCCUCAGCCCAUAGCCAGGAUUUGGGGGCCCACCUUCUUGACCUUCCAGGGACCUGAAGGACAGUAAGGAGAAACCCAGCUGUUCUAAAUGGUCUGUUCUGGAGUGCUGAAGAAGUUUCAUUUUAAAACAACAAAGUUUCCCAGUGUUAAUCCAUUUUUUUGCAAAUACCUCCACCUACUCUCUGGUUUUAUAAGGAUGGGUGAAGGUUGUUUUAGAUUAUGUCAUACAUAUUUGGAAAAUGCCAAAACAAUAAUAGGAAACCUUUACAUUUGCCAGGUGCUUCAUAGAUUUCAGAGCACUUCACAGCCUCUAAUUUACUGGCUCUGAGACAGAGACAGGGUCAGUUAUUAUACCCACUUGACAAACGAAACUGGGUCUAGAAGGAAAGGGAACUUGCCCAAAGUGAGCAGCAUGCUGGUAUUCUGAAGGCUUCCUGAACCCUACUGCGUCCAGAUGGGCUGGAGUAGAACCAUAGAGAGAAAUGGGAAAAGAGGAGACUUAGGAAUGACCUUGUUACUUUUGUUCUUUCAAUACCCAUAAGUAAAAACUAACAUCUAGUACCUUGUAGUUCACAAAGCAAUUUCACAUUCAUCCUCUGAUUUCACCUAUGAAAUAGAUUAUUCCUCCCAUUUGACUUAUGAGGAAACUGAAACUUGGAAAAACAAAGUGACUUGCUCAUAAGUGGCAGAGCCACAUGAGUCUGUCUGCUGUUCUUUCCCUCCAGUCUGACACCAUACAUAGGCUUGCAGACUGAAGCAUCUGUGCUCUGCACCCUGUCUUAGCCCUAGUAUGUAAGCAAGAUCAAAGACAGGCCCCAAGACAAACUAGGCAAGAAAGGCUAUGGUCUGGAGGAGCCCAGGCCCAGCACCUCUUUUACUGUAUGAGCGUUGGAGCCCCAGUUCAGCUGGCCUAACUCUUGCUUUGAUGGAGAUCCACAAGCCUGGCCAGGCUUAGAGUCAUUGCAGAGAUUGAGCCAGGAGAACAGGGGCAGCAGUGUGCUUUUGGUAGGCUCACAGGUGUCUUUCAGGAGGUACCAUGGCAUCAUCCAAAGAUACUGGAUGGGCCAGUAGUGAGCUGGACAGAGGUCAGAGCUGGGAGGGCCCUGUCAUUGUAGGAAGGCCAGCAAGCCAGAGAGGACAGGGUGUGCCAACAUGACAGGGAGCUGUAGUGCUGGCACCGUGUAUAAACCCCUCUCCACCGCCUCCACCAGCUCCAUAGCUUGGCCAGCAUUAGUGGUAUGUAGGUGGUCCUAGUCACCAGCCAACCCUCUUCACUACCCACCCCACUUCUGUUUGACUCUCUCUCAUUAGCCUGGGGGCCUAGGAAGCUGGAGUGCCCCCAAGUGGUGAGAGCCUGAAACAAUCUGCCACACUUUGAAACUAAAAAAAAUGUCUUCCCCAUGAGACAGGACUGUUGCUGCUGCUCCUCUCUCUUUCUCUCCCCUUCCCUGAGUAUUGAACAAGGACACACACCUGUCCAGAGUGUUUUCAUGUACAAAGUACUUUGAUAUUAAUUGCCAAAAUACCCAUUUUAAAACUAAGUCUCAGAAGGCUUAAGAGACUUGCCAAAGGUCACAGCUCAUAAAAGAAAGAGCCAACAUUUGACUCUUCAUAUCCUCUGCUUUUUUUGUUGGCACCUGCUGGGUCUGAAUGGCAGGCAUGAGGAAGGGAUGGGCUGCCUGUCUACCCCAUGGGUGUGGGGACUUACUGCUUAUCCCAACUCUUACCUCUGGCCACCCCCAAAUUGUUCCAAGUUUAUGGUAUCUCGCUUUUAGAGGUCUGGGUGGGGGGUG